Messenger RNA from Vigna umbellata (rice bean), 558 nucleotides. The record is from RefSeq and is a predicted model, not a curated record. NCBI's taxonomy places the organism in Eukaryota, Viridiplantae, Streptophyta, Magnoliopsida, Fabales, Fabaceae.
AUGGUUGAUAGGUUCUUGGAUCAAGAACCUAUGGAAAAACACUCGAAUACACACAAAGACAAUAUAUCUGAAUUAUACAGCCUCCUUUUAUUGAAAAAGAAUCAUUCACAAAAGGGUGCUGUGGACGAAAAGGAAGUGCUAUUACGACAUGCUUAUGGUCUAGGAUAUCCAGAACCCAAUGUCACCUUUGGUCUUUGUCGAGGCACCUGGUCCUCACCGGCAUUAAGGGUGUACACAUCAGACGAAGUUGUGAACCAAUUGGGGAGGGCUAAAGUGGAAUACUUGGAAGCUUCAGUGGGUAUCACAAACAAGAGAAAGAUAGUUGUGCCAAAGCUUUUGGAGUGGCAUAUGCAUGAUUUUGCAGAUGAAAUGGAAUCACUGUUAGAAUGGAUUUAUAGCCAAUUGCCACGCUCAGUUUCAUUGAAGAGGGCCACCAUGGAGAGCCUCAUAAGAGAAACAAAAUAUCCUAUGUCUAAGAUGGUGGAAAUUCAGCCAUAUGAAUCUGAAUUCCGCUAUCUCCUUCCUAUAUAAAUAAGAAAGUAAAAAGCCACACUUUUA